This is a messenger RNA of Exophiala bonariae, 498 nucleotides long. RefSeq lists its product as uncharacterized. The record is from RefSeq and is a predicted model, not a curated record. NCBI's taxonomy places the organism in Eukaryota, Fungi, Ascomycota, Eurotiomycetes, Chaetothyriales, Herpotrichiellaceae. The transcript has 2 exons. Bases 1 to 498 code for a protein of 165 amino acids.
AUGAAGGUCAAGAUAGAACCUUACGACCCCCAAUGGGCGCUCACCUAUAUCGAAAUCCGACAGCAACUCCUACGUAUCUUGAGAGGCGUAGCCCUAGUAUCCAUUGAGCAUGUGGGAAGUACAUCCAUCCCCAUGCUUAAGGCCAAACCAGUGCUCGACAUCGACAUUGUUGUACAUCCUUCUUCUCUUGAAGCCACUCGCCAUGCGCUUGCGAACGGGAAAUACACCGAUUGUGGGGAAAUGAACGUACCGGGACGGUUCGUCUUCCGACAACCAGGUUAUGGACGGUUAGAGGCAGCUCAUGGAUUUGGCAAGAACGGGGAGCAGCGUUACAAUACCUACGUUAUGCUCGAAGGCUGCACGUCCCUGAGGAAUCAUCUUGAUAUGAAGAGAGUACUUCUGGAGAAUCGAGAGCUACGAGAAGAGUAUGGACGUGUCAAAAGCAAAUUGGAGGAGAGAGAUUUCGAUAAUAUUGGCCACUGUGGCAUUAUGACAUGA